CUGCACCACACACAUACCCAUACGACCAUAUCCACGAAAAGUCAUCUGCGCACGCGCAUCACCGAGCGCGCCUUCCCUUUCCUCUCCUCCUAGUAGCUUCUCUCCCCGGUUCUUCCCUCUCUCCGUCCCGUGGUCGGCCAUGCCGGGCGCCAGCUCGCCGAGCGGCCGCGCCGGCGCCGGCAGGAGGUGGUGCGCGCACGGGGACCUCCUGACCGUGGCCGUCGCCGCGAUGCUCUGCUCGGCGACCUACUGCUUCUCCAUAUGGCACAACGGGCGCAACGCGGCGGACAAGAUCGUCAUCGGGCCGGCUCCCUUCGUCGUCGCGGGCGCCGCGUUGUGCGGGGGCGACGCCGCGGAGCUCGACUUCGAGGCGCACCACACCGCCGAGCGAGCCGGGCUCUCCGUGUCGUCUUCAUCGCCGACGGUCACCGGGCGACGGGCAUUGCGCGCGGCCGCGGUGCCCAUGGACGGUAUCGGGCGACGCGGCGUGGUGUUGGCGGGGAACUCGGCUGACGGCAAGGAGUGGGCACGGGUCAACGGCGACAAGCUCCGGUCAAUACACGCCGGCGCCGUGCGCGCGUAGGCCGUCACCGUCUCCCGUCUCGUCCCGGCGAUAGCGACGACGGAGCCACGCUAUCCUGCCGGUCUUGGCCGGGGUUCCCAAGACGAAGACGUGGUCGUGCGUUGCAUUUGGAAGCUAUACUAGUAAAUAAUUUACUCAAGCUGCAGUCCUUUUUGGAUCUAUGUUUGUGAAGAUAAAAUAAUCCGGGGAUGUUUUCGCGUAAUAUCGUUGAAGUGGUAGCCUGGUAGGGACUGGUUGGCAUUUAGGUGGGCUAGCCGAGAGUGUUUCGGAUGUUUUGUUCGUCUGAUCCGUAUAUUCGGACGGCAGCUUUGCACUUUAGUGGGCGGCCAGAUCAAGAAAGGCGACGCAGCGGGCAACUACAGCCAGUGACGCCUUCAACCAAAAGAGUUGACCUCGCAUUUGCUCUCCAUCGUCAUCAGUGGAGAAAAACCACCACAUGACCACAACUUGGAGUAGUCUGCACAAAAAGAAAAGAAAAUGUCGUUUCUCGUGUGA
Messenger RNA from Triticum aestivum (bread wheat), 1078 nucleotides. RefSeq lists its product as uncharacterized. The record is from RefSeq and is a predicted model, not a curated record. The transcript has a single exon. Lineage: Eukaryota; Viridiplantae; Streptophyta; Magnoliopsida; Poales; Poaceae. Bases 140 to 583 code for a protein of 147 amino acids.